AUGGAAGAUAAGGGUACAGAGAAGGAGAUGAACAAAAAUUUCGGAAGCGAAGUCAAACUACAAGAUAUAUUUGAGUUGAUAUCUGGUAUGAGCAAGAAGAUGGACAAAUUGGAUAUCAUCCAAGAAAAUAUGGAAAAUAUACAGACGGAAUUGAAAGAAGUAAGAAAAUCUAUUGAAUACGCUCAUAGCGAAAUAGACGAUUUGAAGAAGGAAAAUGAGAAAAAAGCGCAAGUUCAGAGAGAAACACCAAACGCAUCAACAAACUUGAAGCCGACAACAUAA
Paramuricea clavata is the source of this 282-nucleotide messenger RNA. The record is from the annotation of a GenBank genome assembly. Lineage: Eukaryota; Metazoa; Cnidaria; Anthozoa; Malacalcyonacea; Plexauridae.